AUGACGGAUAAUACUUCACAACUUCUUGCUUCAACAACACAACCAGAUGAUACAGUUGCACACGUAUUUUUAAAUACUUCAAUCGGUAAUCCACCAGCAUCGCCUCAUCAUGAUCAUCACAUAUUUAGACCUAAAGAUUCAAGAAGAAAUUCUCAAACAGGAGAUGAUAAUAUAAAUAAUAUUAAUCAUACGGGUGAUUCACAAUCCGUAGUACCAUUCUAUCGACAUCCGAAAUUUAUCUCAUUUUUACAAACGUUUACAAUGAAUUUUGUAUUUCCUUUUAUAAAUGGGGUCAUGUUAGGAUUUGGUGAAAUUUGUGCAAAUGAACUUGCUUUUAGAAUGGGAUGGUUUGGUGUUAGGAACAUGCCCCCCUUGAUUUCUGGUAGAAGAAAUGCUAUACCGCUUGGACCUAGAGAAAAAUAUGGUUCAGGUAUCGGACGUAGCGAACGUAGAACUAAAACGACGAAAAUUGUUGAUGGUCAAGAAAUUAUUGAAGAAUCUAGCGAAAUGGUUUAUGCUCAAAUGGCUCCUGCCGGUCCUAUUGUAUAA
This is a messenger RNA of Funneliformis geosporum, 549 nucleotides long. The record is from the annotation of a GenBank genome assembly. Lineage: Eukaryota; Fungi; Glomeromycota; Glomeromycetes; Glomerales; Glomeraceae.